Scaptodrosophila lebanonensis is the source of this 763-nucleotide messenger RNA. RefSeq lists its product as uncharacterized. The record is from RefSeq and is a predicted model, not a curated record. The transcript has a single exon. Bases 103 to 711 code for a protein of 202 amino acids. Lineage: Eukaryota; Metazoa; Arthropoda; Insecta; Diptera; Drosophilidae.
CAAAGCUCUUCCAAAUUCCAAAAUGCGUGCGUGCAAAAGCAACGUAUUGAAAACAAGAACGAAAACGCGACUAAGAAUCGAUCCUCAAAUAGUGCUACCAGAAUGACUGCGGCGCUAAGACGAAGUACGGAAGAGCGUCCAGGAGCACAUAUCAGUCGAAUAUUGAGUGCCACAAGGACACAGCAUCAGAUAGCGCCAAACUCAGCGCCCAUUGCUGCGGCUAAGAAGUCCCCCAGAAAUAAAGUUCUGCCAGAGGUGAAGCGCGAUACGCUCGUCAACUCCUCAGCUGCUUCCAAGUCCAAGUCACACAUGCGCAGCAAGGCAGCAGCAGUAGUUGCAACAAAAUCUGUUUCGACCACAACAGCAACAUCGAAGCCAGUACCCAAGUGGAAUUGUGUUUCCUCGUACCAGCGGCGUAGUCGAAGCCGCCGUGCAGCCGCAUCCUGCGCCUUCGAUUACGAUCUGUCUCAGGUGGAGCAGCGCAACUUCGGCCACUGCCAUCAUGCGAUGAAGUCUGUGCCAGAUGCCGAGUUGCAGCUGCUGCGGAGCGGGCAACGUGCCACGUAUCUAGAAACGCGCUAUGAGCGCUGUCCCGAGCUCAAAUACCACUACCCGGAGGCGACCAGCUGGCGCUAUGGCUGGUUCCACAACCAGUGCCGGGGCGAUGCGAGUAAAUUAACGCCCAAUCAUUGCAUUACCUCUAUAAUGUAAAGUUUGUGGCCUCCAUUUACUAUUAAAUUUUAAAUUGUUCUCUUCUGCAUAA